Scomber scombrus (Atlantic mackerel) is the source of this 1707-nucleotide messenger RNA. RefSeq names its product glucose-induced degradation protein 8-B homolog. Lineage: Eukaryota; Metazoa; Chordata; Actinopteri; Scombriformes; Scombridae. Gene Ontology annotation, molecular function: protein binding. Gene Ontology annotation, cellular component: nucleus; cytoplasm. Gene Ontology annotation, biological process: proteasome-mediated ubiquitin-dependent protein catabolic process; positive regulation of canonical Wnt signaling pathway. Bases 62 to 748 code for a protein of 228 amino acids. The transcript is spliced from 5 exons. The record is from RefSeq and is a predicted model, not a curated record.
CGUCGCUAGCUAGCUAGCUACUGCUGGGAAGUAGCGACAACAUUUUCAGGAUACUAUCAUAAUGAGUUAUGCAGAGAAGCCGGACGACAUAACGAGGGAAGAGUGGAUGGAUAAACUCAACAAUGUCCACAUUCAGAGAGCUGAUAUGAACAGGCUCAUCAUGAACUACUUGGUGACAGAGGGCUUCAAGGAGGCAGCUGAGAAGUUCAGGAUGGAGUCUGGUAUAGAGCCCAGUGUAGACUUGGAUUCCCUCGAUGAAAGAAUUAAGAUCAGAGAGAUGAUCCUGAAGGGACAGAUCCAGGAUGCUAUUGCACUCAUCAACAGUCUGCAUCCAGAACUGCUGGAUACUAACCGUUACCUCUACUUUCACCUACAGCAGCAGCAUCUGAUUGAGCUGAUUCGUUUGAGGGAGACCGAAGCUGCACUUGAAUUUGCCCAGUCGCAGUUGGCAGAGCAGGGGGAGGAGAGCCGAGAAUGUCUGACAGAGAUGGAGAGGACAUUGGCCCUGCUGGCAUUUGACAACCCUGAGGAGUCACCUUUUGGAGAUCUGCUCAAUAUGAUGCAGAGACAAAAGAUAUGGAGUGAAGUGAACCAGUCUGUGCUAGACUAUGAAAACAGAGAGUCAACACCCAAGCUGGCCAAGCUCCUGAAGCUACUGCUGUGGGCUCAAAACGAACUGGACCAAAAGAAAGUGAAGUAUCCCAAAAUGACAGACCUCAGCAAGGGAACUAUUGAAGACCCAAAAUAAGGACCCUGAGUGAAAACAUACCAGAACAUAACAAAAUGGACACAUUUCCUUUAUCUAUUUAUACCCCAAAAAACUGACUCAUAUACAGUACAACCUUUUCUUUUUUUGUAAGGGUUGCUUUUUGAUACUUUAAUAACUUAGAAUGUGUAAACUGGAUUGAUGGCAUUUCAAAAUGACCACUCUUACUAAAUUAACAUGCAGACGAUUAUUUGACAUGGUAUUAUAAUUUACAUAUUUGUUUAUGUAAAAUUAGUAUAUUUUCUUUUCUUUUGCAUAUUUCAGUUACACUAGUUUUUCUGUCUGUUGGCAGGGAAAGUUGGCAUAUGAGGGUGUGAAUAAAGCCUAAAUUAGGCUGUCACUUUCUGUGUGUGACCACUUAGAAAGAGCUAAGUUUGAUGUUCAGGGAGAAUGAUUGGCUCAGUGUGCACUGCCUCAAAUAAACAUAUACUUUACCUUAUAAAAACAUACACAUUUCAUGUAGUAGUCUUUCAGUUAGUAGUCUCUGUGACGGGAAUAGCCAAAACAAAAUACUUGGGAUGUUUCAAACUACUGUGACUGUAAAUUCCGUUUUAGAUUCUUACCACAUUAUGGCUUGAAACAUUACAAAAGAUGCAUACAGUGAUAUUAACAAAGAAAAGAUACACUUUUAGGUUAUACAUGACGGUAGUAAUUAACACAUGGGACAAGGCAAAAUUCCUGGAAAGCUCAAAACUUUGCAGCGGACUGUGCAAGCUUAAAGGCAGCCUCAGUUUCAUACAGUUGUAAAAUAUCACACAUGAUAUUAAAAGAUGUGAAUGGAUAAAUCUGUGUCCACAGACAUGGAGACACUUUUACAGAUGGAUUAUUUAUGGAAUGAGUAGCUCUUUUGCGAAAUUUGAUGUGCUUUUUUUGCUGGAAUAUUAUUUUGCAAUAAAAGUGAAUUUUAAAACUGGGCAAGUAAUAAAGGACAUUUAAGCUUG